CCUCUGCGCGAAUCGGUGACGUCAGUCCGCGCAUGCGCGCUGCCCUCAGUCAGGAUCCAGUCAGGAUGGCGGCCUUCAGAGCGGCUCUCCUGACCCGAGCUCUAACUAAAGGAAAAACACCGGGAAUCUCAAACAUUAUCAUCGGAACAAGAUCAGCAUCUGGUCCUUCUAAGGACAUCUUACCCGGUCCGUACCCCAGAACCCCAGAGGAGAUGGCAGCAGCAGCCAAGAAAUACAACAUGACGCUGGAAGAUUACAAACCUUAUCCUGAUGAUGGCAUGGGGUACGGUGAUUACCCCAUGCUCCCGGAGCGAUCGCAGCAAGAGAGAGACCCCUGGACUCAGUGGGACCAUCCAGAUCUCAGGAGGAACUGGGGAGAGCCGAUACACUGGGACUUUGACAUGUACAUCAGGAACAGGGUUGACACGUCUCCGAGUCCCGUGGAUUGGAGGACCAUGAGGAACCAGCUGCUGGGGUUCGUGGGGUUCAUGAUGCUGAUGUUUGGUUUGGGCGAGAUGUUCCCCAGCUAUCAGCCCGUGGCUCCUAAACAGUAUCCGUACAGCGACCUGUAUCUGGAGAGAGGCGGAGAUCCUGAGAAAGAACCAGAACCUGUCAAACAUUAUGAAAUCUAAUGCUAGAAACCUCUCUGUUUCAAAACUUGUGUAUAUUUCUGUCUCUCUAAUAAAGUUUACUUAAAUCUCGUC
Carassius auratus (goldfish) is the source of this 704-nucleotide messenger RNA. RefSeq names its product NADH dehydrogenase [ubiquinone] 1 beta subcomplex subunit 8, mitochondrial. The transcript has 5 exons. NCBI's taxonomy places the organism in Eukaryota, Metazoa, Chordata, Actinopteri, Cypriniformes, Cyprinidae. The record is from RefSeq and is a predicted model, not a curated record. Gene Ontology annotation, biological process: mitochondrial electron transport, NADH to ubiquinone. The coding region runs from base 33 to 632 and encodes 199 amino acids. Gene Ontology annotation, cellular component: respiratory chain complex I; mitochondrion.